Molecule: messenger RNA, 2295 nt
Organism: Fonsecaea nubica
Lineage: Eukaryota; Fungi; Ascomycota; Eurotiomycetes; Chaetothyriales; Herpotrichiellaceae
Exons: 1
Coding region: 1-2295 (764 amino acids)
Biological process (GO): DNA replication initiation; DNA replication
Cellular component (GO): nucleus; replication fork protection complex
Molecular function (GO): DNA replication origin binding; single-stranded DNA binding
Source: RefSeq, a predicted model, not a curated record
AUGACCUCAGACAUCGCUUGGCCUCCUGUAUCGCCUCACGCUGCGCUCAUGAGCUCUCCAAGCGGCCGGAAGAAGUAUGAUACUUACAAAAGCGGCACAUCCCCGAUGAAACGGUCAGCAACCACCCCUAGCCUCGUGGACAGACUGCGAGCGGCACGCACGAACAACGACUUCAGGUCUGAAAGUGGAAGCGCAGAGGACGAGGAACAAGAUGAAGAUGAGGAGACACUACGGCUCCAGUUAGCUGCGAUUGAAGCGAAGUUGAAGUUGAAGAAAUUACAACAGAGCAAAGCCAGGGCAGCAACUCCUGCCAGAGACCUGGACCGCCCGGAGUCUGCGCAUCAACCAUCUGCUUCACAAGUUGAGGUGAAAGCUUCUCCAAGCAAACGAAUCCAAGCGCCGCCGGCAAAGUCGCCCACCAGAGUUCUCCUAGGGAUCGACAAGGGUGUCCGGGGCGCGGACGUGUCGCUACGCAGAGCCAAUACUACCAACAAUGGUCAUCGCUCGAUGAGAACGAACAGUUCACUUCCUGGCAAUGACAGACCACACUCCCGAUCUUCGGCGUUCAACUCGGCGAGAUCAGCUACCUCGUCCAGGUCUACCUUGCAGAGCGAGCCCAGAAAGACAUUCAGCGAGCGAAUGACAGAAGUACGCCAGCGGGAGACGACCAUUGAACAACGUCGCGCUGCAAUAAUCCAAAAUCGCAGUAGAGGAUUUGCCCUCGAUCAAACAGAAAUCGACCAGUACAGAUCGGCCGCAGAGGAGAGACGCAAGCAAGAAGCUUCGAAGUCACCUGCCAGACAAUAUUUCGAAUACAGUCGUAAUGAAGUCCUCCAGGCCACUUCGGAAGCAAAUGCUGGCAGUCGGCAACUUAAGAAGAGCCGAACCAUGCCAAAUCUCAGAACAUCACCCUCUAGGGACAAUACACAGCCCGAUAUCCACACGGGAGACGCUGCUCUUUACGAGGGCUUCUCAGGACUACACUUGUCAUCACGAAUCCUGCCGCACUCGUUCCUGAAACGCACCCUUCCCACCGAACAGUAUACCAUCCUACGUGUCCCGGACCUUCUCAAGGUCGUCAAGUCUCCAGCAUAUGAGUUGCCAGAGUCUAUAUGUGACUUUGUUGUUUUUGCGGUGAUUGCUUCCAAAUCGUCCCCCAUGGACCACAAGACCCCUAAUUCCGACAGUGGCACGGUUGGGACCAAGGACUGGGAACGCCAGUGGGAAGACGGCUCGCGCAAUCACCGCCGCUUCAUGGCUUUGACUCUCACCGAUUUGCAGUGGACCAUUGACUUGUACCUAUUCAGCACUGCUCUCCCUCGCUACCACCGGCUCACACCUGGUACUGUCGUGGCAAUCCUCAACCCGUGUAUUCUCCCACCUAAACCAGGAAAAGCUGACACGGUUGCAUUUUCUCUAUCCCUGGCCGAUGAUUCUGAUACCAUCUUGGAAAUUGGCACAGCUCGAGACCUGGGAUAUUGCAAAACUCUUAAAAAGGACGGGAAAGAAUGUGGAAGCUGGGUAAACGCAGCGAAGACAGAGAUAUGCGAAUGGCAUCUCAACGCGGAAAUCAGUAGGACGAAAGCGAAAAGAAUGGGUGUCAACACUGGCACGAAUGGUUUCGGGGAGUGGAAGAAUCGACCCAAGAGUCGGGAUGAAAAUAGCGGGAAAGGAGCCUCGCUAAAACGCGACGGAAGACGAUAUGACAGAAUGACAGAAAGUCACUACUACGUCGCAAGCACGGGACCCAAAGGUAGCGGGCAUACUCAUCGCGCAGGCUUUGGCCCACAUCUUGUGGACAACGACGAUCCCUUUUUGCCCGGUCAAGACGGUCAACUUUCCCGGCCCAGUGAUCGCGACAGCCGCGUGAGGAAGCGCCUCGCUGCGCAAGCGAAAGAACGCGAGAUCGCGGAGAAACUCGGUUCGAGAGAGCACGGCGGGUUUGGUUUCGAGAGUGCCGGUGCAGAGUACAUGCGGCAGAAGGCGAGGGCGAGGUACGACGAUCCAACGAGAGAAAAGCGGGAUACAAAGACGCCGGCCGUGGGCGAGACGGAUACCCGGCGCUCAGGUCCCAUUUCAGGAAGUAUCUUGACAAGCACGAGCACCACGACAAAUGAAAACAGGAAGCGCACCGCCGCAGAUGUGCGUCUCUCGCCCGUCAAGAAAACGCGCUUCGUCACCGAAAAGGGCAUUCGAGAGGCAGGCAGAGAUUCUCUGGGGGCCGUGGGUGGUCAAAGCUCUGGUAUCGGCGUUGGCAUCGAGAGUGAAAGCGAGGAUGAAUUGGAAAUCGUUUGA